UUAUCAGUGACGGAGCACCCGCCUCAUGGAGUACCAGCACCCGCAGCCCGUUCAGCCCCUCGGCCCGCCGGCGCCGCCCCCGCAACUAUUGCCACCGGCGCCCCCGCCCCCUCUGCCCUCGCUGCCCCAGCUCCAGCAUGGACACGUCCAGGACGACGACCGCUGGAGCCAGUACCACAUCUGGAGGCAGCACGUUUUUGUCAAUGGAAAAUCGGUGAAUGCCAAGGACGCGCUCGAAGAUAAGAAGGAUGACAGCGAGCUCUGGGAAGCACAGGCAGCGUUCCUCGGCCCCAACCUCUGGGACAAAACGCUGCCCUACGAUCCAGAUCUCAAGGUACAAGAAUACGUGGACUUAGACGAGUUCCUGUCGGAGAAUGGCAUGCCGGGAGAGGGUCUCGGUGGCGGGCACCUCGGGGGUUCGGCGUUCGGCGCCGGCGCCGGUCUCGCACUCGGCCUGCAAGCGCCCGUCACCAAGCGCGAGAGAUCGCCGUCGCCGUCGGACUGCAUGAGCCCUGACACGAUCAACCCGCCGCUGUCGCCCGCCGACUCCACGUUUUCUAUGGCGUCUUCGGGGCGCGACUUUGAUCCUCGAACGCGCGCCUUUUCUGAUGAAGAACUGAAGCCGCAGCCCAUGAUCAAGAAAUCCCGGAAACAGGGUGGUAUUAGUCUGUGGCGCGGCGUGCUAACCCCAUAUCGACGUCGUCGGCAGUUCGUGCCCGAUGACCUCAAAGACGACAAGUACUGGGCGCGCCGGCGGAAGAACAACAUGGCUGCCAAGCGAUCUCGUGAUGCGCGCCGGAUGAAAGAAAACCAAAUCGCGCUCAGAGCCGGCUACCUUGAAAAGGAGAACAUGGGCCUGCGGCAAGAAGUGGAAUUGUUGAAGAAAGAGAACCACAUCCUGCGCGAGAAGCUGUCCAAGUAUGCGGACGUAUAAGCGGGCUCACCGCUCAGCACAAACAAGCCACACGAUAUGUCGCGGGCAUAAUCGCGCGUUGCGCCGUCUCGGGGCACACAGCUCCACCUUCUAUUUGUAACGCUUUUCAAAUAUUCGGUUAUAUUGUACUUUACUGACUAAUCUAUUGUUAAUUA
Messenger RNA from Melitaea cinxia (Glanville fritillary), 1089 nucleotides. It is a transcript of the gene Pdp1, whose product is annotated as hepatic leukemia factor. Gene Ontology annotation, cellular component: nucleus. The coding region runs from base 26 to 934 and encodes 302 amino acids. NCBI's taxonomy places the organism in Eukaryota, Metazoa, Arthropoda, Insecta, Lepidoptera, Nymphalidae. The transcript is spliced from 7 exons. Gene Ontology annotation, biological process: regulation of transcription by RNA polymerase II. The record is from RefSeq and is a predicted model, not a curated record. Gene Ontology annotation, molecular function: DNA-binding transcription factor activity, RNA polymerase II-specific; RNA polymerase II cis-regulatory region sequence-specific DNA binding.